AUCGGACAACUCUGAUCUCUAACAAUAGCAACAACAACAAGAAUCAGCUUGCGUGGACAAAAACAAUAUUGAAAAUGAAUGAAUCAGAAAUUCCCAUUGACAUUCACACUUUAAAGCUGCAAGAUUGGCUAAUAAGCAGACGGAUCGUUCCCAAAAAUGGUCAGCUGGAGAUUAGAGAAAUUCAUAACAAAAUCCGAAAUGCCUUGCAAGAUAUGCCUUCCAAUGACCAAUUGAUUCAAUUGCUGGCAAAAACAAAUAUAAACUAUUUUCACGUUAAGGAGAUCAUUGAGAUCCUUAAACAAACUGAAAAGGAUACAAAAAGCGUUUUUGGUUCAUACGGCAGUCAGCGCAUGAAAGAUUGGCAGGAAAUAUGCCGACUUUAUGAAAAGAAUUCCGUAUAUCUGGCUGAAACGGCUCAGAUUUUUGUCAGAAAUAUCAACUAUGAGAUUCCAGGACUGCGAAAGCAAAUGACCAAGCUGGAGCAACAAACCGACGAUUGCCUAAAGCGUGCCCAUGACUUGAACAAACCGGAGACUCAAUUAUUAGCUGAGCAUUCGGCCCUUUUGGAGCAGUUGGGUGUAAAGGAGGACAAUCUACAUGCAGAGUUCAUAGAAGUCUUGUCUGGAUUGCCGGAACUCUACGCAAAAUCAUUGCAAAAUAUAGGCAGAAUUCAGUCAGCCUUCGAUCUGUAUGCCGAAGUUAGUGGCCAACAGCAAGGACUUCCCAUUUUGAGACAUUUAGUGGAAUUUGGCAACACCACAGUAUAUCAAUAUAUACAUAAGGAAGCGCCAUUAGUUGUAGAGGAGCCACCUAUCAGAUUAAAUUUGACUGUUGGUGAUUCCGGCAAAGAAGCCAUUAAUGCUGGCAAUGAAAUUGACUUUGGUACAGACGAUAAUGGUGGUACUUCCUCCACUGUUUCGGCCGAGAUCAUUGACUAUGGUGACUUCGGAAAUGUUGAUCUCCCGGAGACCGAUGGAGGCAACAUUGACUGGGGCAUUGAGAGUGCUCCCACAGAUGCCGUUGAAAUUAAUUUUGAUAUUCCCGUAGAAGAGUAUGGCAUUGUGGUAGAGGGCACAGGCAUGGAUGGUGGCACAGCCAAGGGUGAUCAGGCAUAUACUCUUUUGGACUCGCCAACCUAUCGAGAUCGCUUUUUUGACGAAAUCUAUGAACUGGAAUCAUUCCUGCGUCUUCGUCUCUUCGAGUUAAAUCAACUGGAGUCGUCUGCAAGCAACAUAAUGUUUUCUCUUAUGGACAACAUGGCCAGCCAUGAUGCGGAGAGUAUACGUAAGCUUCUCCACGAAACCGAAAGAAUUAUUCAACAGACAUCUGAUGAGCAGACACGUCACCUUUUCCAACUGAAGCAUUCGCCCAAGUACGCAAAUCUUUUGGCCACCAAACUGCAGCAAAUGAAUAAAGCAGUGGAGAAAUUGCGUAGUAACCGAGAUUUGCUAAAGCAGAAGGCUGUGGAAUUACGUGAACAACGCCAGCAAUUAAAUCCUGUUUUGGAUGAACUGCUUCAGCAGACGCGUGUCUUGCAAUCGCAUAUCGAAAAGGAUAUAUCGAAGCGUUAUAAGAAUAGAAUUGUUAAUCUAAUGGGAGGUGUUAAUUGAAAUUUUAUUCCAUUGUAUAAUUGAUAUAAAUAAACUCAAACUGUUGGACGUAA
Molecule: messenger RNA, 1663 nt
Organism: Drosophila willistoni
Lineage: Eukaryota; Metazoa; Arthropoda; Insecta; Diptera; Drosophilidae
Product: CDK5RAP3-like protein
Exons: 4
Coding region: 75-1610 (511 amino acids)
Biological process (GO): regulation of mitotic cell cycle; regulation of cyclin-dependent protein serine/threonine kinase activity
Cellular component (GO): endomembrane system
Source: RefSeq, a predicted model, not a curated record